AACGCUGAAGGACUUUUAUUUUGAAAUGAACCAACAGGCGGCCUUGUUAGGUGUUUCCGUCGAGAUGUGUUGAUGUGGCUGGAUUCCAGAGUUUGUUGCUAAAGUUGAACUGUAAACAAACUUCAUGGACAACUCCGUGAAAGAAAAAGAGGCCGUGGCUCUCAUGGCAGAGGCCGAGAAGAAAGUGAAAUCCUCGCAGUCUUUCUUCGGCUCUUUGUUUGGGGGAUCUUCAAAGAUGGAGGAUGCCUGUGACAUGUAUGGAAGAGCAGCAAACAUGUUCAAGAUGGCCAAAAACUGGAGUGCUGCAGGGAAUGCGUUCUCCCAGGCAGCCCUUCUACACCUGCAGAUGCAGAGUAAACAUGAUGCAGCCACAAACUUCAUUGAUGCCGGCAAUGCCUUUAAAAAAUCAGAUCCUCAAGAGGCCAUUAACUGCCUGAACAGAGCCAUUGAGAUCUAUACAGACAUGGGUCGAUUCACAAUCGCAGCAAAACACCACGUCACCAUUGCCGAGAUAUACGAGAGCGAACUGGUUGACAUUGACAAGGCCAUAGCUCACUAUGAACAGGCAGCAGACUAUUAUAAAGGCGAGGAGUCCACCAGUUCAGCAAACAAGUGUCUGCUCAAAGUCUCCACCUAUGCAGCUCAACUGGAGCAGUACCCCAAAGCAAUUGAGAUCUAUGAACAGGUUGCAACACAUGCAAUGGAUAGCACUCUGCUGAAAUACAGUGCAAAGGACUAUUUCUUUAAGGCAGCUCUCUGCCACUUCUGUGUGGACAUGCUUAAUGCUAAGCUUGCCCUCCAGAAGUAUGAGGAAAUGUUUCCAGCCUUUUCAGAUUCACGCGAGUGCAAAUUGGUUAAGAAACUUUUAGAGGCCUUUGAAGAACAGAAUGUGGAUGCAUACACUGAUGCUGUGAAGGAAUAUGACACCAUCUCUCGACUGGAUCAGUGGCUCACCACCAUGUUGCUUCGUAUCAAGAAAACCAUACAAGAAGACGAAAGUGACCUUCGCUAAGACCUUCCUGUCCUCUGGCCCGUUCUUGUCCUUUACACUCACCCGUGCCUUUAACACCAUGAACCCUCCAUGACUUCAGUACGAUGGUCGACUAUCACCAACUUUCUCUCAGUGCCUUAAAGGGAUUGGCCACCCAAAAAUAGAUAUUCUGUCAUCAUUUACUCACCCUCAUUUAGUUACAUUCCAAGCAACUGUCUUUCAUUCACAGAACACACAAGUAGAUGGGGGGGGGGGGUGGGUGUUAACCUCAGUCACGAUGAAAGUGAACAACAAAAGUGAGGGUAAAUAAUGACAGAUGCGUCAUUUUUGGUUAACUAUCCCAGUCAUUUCUGUGCUUCAUCUCUCUUACGACAUGGCAUGCUGCUCCGUCAUGGACAUGGUCAUACCGCCCGACCUCAAAGUACACUUAACACAGAAAGGCUGUUUUUUUUAAAUGGGAUUUGAGAGAGUAUUGCAUGGGAACUGAAACCAGCAACCAGUAAUAAAACGGGGUGCUGUGCACACCAAGCUUCAGAAGAGGAGCCAAUGCUUGUGCUCUAGCUGAAACAGAGUGCCUGUUUUGCGGUACACAAAAAGCCUUUGUUCAUUCAAUUAUACUCUUUAGUAAAGGCUUAUGUUUGUAUUCUUUUCAGAAAUACCACCUUGUAUCUGUUUUCUGCAUAUAUUAUUAACCUUGGGGAAUAUUUCAGAAAUGCUGUUCUUAUUUGUGCUUUAUAUAAAAUAGAUUAUAUAUAUAUAUAUAUAUAUAUAUAUAUAUAUAUAUAAAAGUGAGUAAAACGAUAAUUGAAUUUAUACUCUUUGACCCAUAAAAUAAAAAACAACUUGCUUUGUUGCAACAUUCAGGGAUGCAAACUACUCCCCUUCCAGAUUAAGGAACCUUUUGAUAAACACAUUUUUCCACAUUUUUUGUGGAAUUUUCUAAAUGUUUCUUGUAAAAAAAGAAAGAAAAAAGCAGCUUUACAUACAACAAACAAAUUAACUGAAAAGAUACAUCUAGAACACCUCCUGAGCCACGCAUCCCUUAACAUUUCUCCUGAUUGGUUUAUGAAAUGCUUUUAAUUCAUUCUUAAUUAUUCAUCAUGUCUUGCAAUGAAUGCAUUGUCCUCUUUGUAAUUAAACUGAAAUACUCCAG
This is a messenger RNA of Xyrauchen texanus (razorback sucker), 2144 nucleotides long. It is a transcript of the gene napab, whose product is annotated as N-ethylmaleimide-sensitive factor attachment protein, alpha b. The transcript is spliced from 11 exons. Gene Ontology annotation, cellular component: terminal bouton; synaptobrevin 2-SNAP-25-syntaxin-1a complex; vacuolar membrane. Gene Ontology annotation, molecular function: syntaxin binding; soluble NSF attachment protein activity. Gene Ontology annotation, biological process: intracellular protein transport; regulation of synaptic vesicle priming; SNARE complex disassembly. Bases 125 to 1012 code for a protein of 295 amino acids. NCBI's taxonomy places the organism in Eukaryota, Metazoa, Chordata, Actinopteri, Cypriniformes, Catostomidae. The record is from RefSeq and is a predicted model, not a curated record.